Ricinus communis (castor bean) is the source of this 1537-nucleotide messenger RNA. RefSeq names its product LOB domain-containing protein 18. The coding region runs from base 459 to 1202 and encodes 247 amino acids. The transcript has 2 exons. Lineage: Eukaryota; Viridiplantae; Streptophyta; Magnoliopsida; Malpighiales; Euphorbiaceae. Gene Ontology annotation, biological process: positive regulation of DNA-templated transcription; hormone-mediated signaling pathway. Gene Ontology annotation, cellular component: nucleus. The record is from RefSeq and is a predicted model, not a curated record.
CCAUAGUGAAAGACAGAAAACUUUGUGCUAGCAAAAGAGAGAAAGAAAGAAAAGAAAAGAAAAAAAAAAAAAAAGAGACAAGAAAGAGAGAGCAAGAAUUUUGUUAGAAAAAAUCACGAGAAGAAGGAAAGAUAAAUGAAAUAAAAACAAAGGGCAGUUGAGAAUAUAGCUAGGCUUAUGCUUAUCGCAUGUUUGCUUCACGCAAGCAGCUAAAUGUGGGAAGGGUUUGCUCUAUCGCGUGGCUUUAAAGACUUCAUCUAGCGUUUUAAAUCCUCCAUUAAAAUAAACAACCCAAUAUACCAGAAACCAACACCUACCAACCAAACCCUAGUUUCUUCUUCUCCUUCUCAAGUAUAUACCCCUCAACUUACAAACCCUAAUCAUGUGAUACCAUUUCUUGGGUUUUCUUUUGUUUAUUUCUUUCCAAAAAAAAAAAAAACAGAAAGAAAAUUCAGGAAAUGAGUGCAUCAGCAAAUCCUAGCUGUAGCGGUGGCAGUGGCGGAGUCGGUGGUGGUGGGAGCAGUAGUAGUGGUGGACCAUGUGGCGCGUGCAAAUUCUUGAGGAGGAAGUGUGUGCCAGGAUGUAUAUUUGCUCCUUAUUUUGACUCAGAGCAAGGUGCUGCCCAUUUCGCAGCGGUGCAUAAGGUUUUUGGUGCAAGUAAUGUUUCUAAACUUCUUUUACAUAUUCCAGUCCAUAAACGGCUCGAUGCCGUGGUCACAAUUUGCUACGAAGCUCAAGCACGUCUAAGAGAUCCAGUCUAUGGCUGUGUUGCUCACAUCUUUGCUCUUCAACAGCAGGUAGUGAAUUUACAGGCAGAGCUCUCAUACUUGCAAGCCCACCUAGCAACAUUAGAGCUACCAUCACCGCCUCCGCCGCCACCCCCGCAAAGUUUAGUUCCCCCACCUCCCCUCUCAAUAGCUGACCUCCCAUCAGCCUCUUCCGUGCCUGCUACUUAUGAUUUAUCGUCACUUUUUGAUCCCAUGACACAACCUUCGCCCUCAUGGGCCAUGCAGCAGCGGCAAAUGGAUCCUCGUCAGUUUGGAGGAGGCAGCAGCCUUGGAUCAUCUUCAGCAACCAUCGGUGGUUGUGGUGGUGGAGAUCUUCAUUCGUUGGCACGUGAACUCCUUCAUAGACAUGCAUCUCCGCCGCGAGGUUCUGUGCCAUGCAGUGGUACUCUAUCAUCACCUUCUAUUUCUAAAUGAGAGACUGACCUUAUUAUUAACACAGGUUCUUGCCGCAGAAUUUGUACUAAUUGGAUAUUGCUAGAGCCAGAGAGCUUAAUUCUUCACGCAAUUUUUAAUACUGGGCAAGUAGUUUGAUAUUUGGUCGUCCCUAUUCCUUGUUCUAUGCGCCUUCGUUUAUAUUCUUUUCACAAAGUUCCAUUGGAAUUCAUGCAUACUGCUCAAUUAAAGCUUGCAGACUUGCAUUUAUUCUGUUUAAGUUUCAAAUAAACAUAUAUAAUUACCCUGUAAAACUUAUAUGAAUUCAGUAUUGCAAACAUGAAAAGUGUCUUGCAAAUUCUUAUUUUUAGCACCAA